Molecule: messenger RNA, 3564 nt
Organism: Ornithodoros turicata
Lineage: Eukaryota; Metazoa; Arthropoda; Arachnida; Ixodida; Argasidae
Product: FAST kinase domain-containing protein 5, mitochondrial-like
Exons: 1
Coding region: 271-2058 (595 amino acids)
Biological process (GO): regulation of mitochondrial mRNA stability; mitochondrial RNA processing
Cellular component (GO): mitochondrial matrix; ribonucleoprotein granule
Molecular function (GO): RNA binding
Source: RefSeq, a predicted model, not a curated record
GAUGCCACCGUGCUCUUUCCAGUGGCAAUCCCGCCGGUCAAACCGACCAGAAACAUUACGCUGAGAAAUGGUAGUGCAAUAUGUGCAGUCACGAUUAGCGGAAAAGGAAUAGCCUGCACACCUUCACAUCACAUCAUCGCCAUCUUGCUAUGUGUACGCAAUCAUCAUCAUCAUCAUCCUAUAUAUAUUCUCGUUCCCAAAGGCUUUUUUAAUGAACUUGCGGUGGUGCUUGCUUCCCGUGUUGAAUGAGAAAAGGCACCCAACCAAAGUAUGAUGGAACUGCGUAGGUUACAGUCGCUCACGAGUCUGUUUAGCCGGCCAGGUGUGAGUAACGUUGCUAGAAAGAGCCAGCCAAAAGUAUUUCGUGAACUCGAAAAUGAGCAUUUCCACCAAGUUAUGGAGCGUUUACCGGCAUACAGACAAACCGUUGUUGCUAAGCCGACUAGAGAAAAUGUGGGUGCGAUGCUCUCUUCCGAAAAUACGUGGCCGUUCAACGAAUUCCGCGACGUCUCUCUUCUAACCCAAGGUUCGUUCUGGGACAUCGAAAACAAUGCGCACACGUAUCUGACGCACCAAAUCUCUAGGAAGGUGCAUUUAGCCAAACGAGACCAAUUGAAAGACUGUCUUCUUUGUCUUAGCCUGUGGCCACAAACGCCGGGCACGACGACCACAAAUUUCAUGCAACUGUGGAAUGCAUUAGAUCGGGAAUGUACAAAACGUUCUUUAGGCUGGACACCACAGACGCAACUGCUUUUUGCGGACUGUUUCUUUCAUUUGCGUUUGAGCAGGAUAACUGCUUACAACCGCACGACGCUUCGUAACCUUGCCAAGUCCCUCCACGAGCUCCCAGUGCACAAUGUCGUACAAUACUUAUUCUUGAGCAACUUACAGCGGUGGAUGGUCGCGUCUGCGGAUAAUAUCCUGCAAGAUCAUCUCCAAACUCUGAUAGCACAGAUGAGCAUGGAGGAAAUUGGAAUCGUCUGCCAAGGAUAUUUUAAGUGUAAGAAGCCAAUACGUAACAAAGCACUCCUGAAGGCUGUUAUAGAAAAGACUAUUGGGCAGGUUCCCAACAUUUCCAGCACUGCCAUGUGUGCCAUUGUAAAAGAAGCUCGAUACAGCAGCAGUGCAACGCAACAUGUGGAUUCCUGCAAAGCACUCUUGCAUGCGUGCCAGCCGCACAUAAAACACUGGGAUGUGCCGACAAUUGUCCAGCUGUAUAAUUUGGCAUCAAGUCUGCGAAUUUUCCAGCCGGACUUUCUUCUAGCAGCCAGGAGCCACAUAUCAUCAAAGUUGGACACAAUUCGACUUAAAGAAAUCUCAAAAUUACUCUAUGGGCUAGCAAUUUUUGGCUCUGAGGAUGAGGGCUUUUACGAGGCAGUGUCCCAAGAACUACAGGAACCAAAACGUGCCCAAGAAAUUGAAAGAUAUCACCAUUGUCUCGUCUCUUCUGUCUGGUACCUAGCGCUUCAGGGAUUUUAUCAAAGCGAUUUGAUAAGACUCGCACUCGAUGAAAGCAAGAUAAAUAUGGACAGCCAUCACGGCAGCAUCAAAUUUGAACUAGCGGGCCUGCAUCACUCAGUUUAUAUUGAAUCUCCAACAUAUAGAGGCCCACUUUUAAGUGGAGACACGUUGAGAUGCUGCUUGCAAGCUCCACAUAAUGAAUACAUUGGAACGAUGCAAGAACGGCUCACAAAAGAAAUUUACGACUCUCUCCAGAGGCUGUGCGGACAAGGUGCACGUAUUGUUAAGAUACUCCCCCAUAUGCAUUGCCCGGACAUUGUUUUUGAUAUUCAUGUUGAGAAGAAAAGUAUAAGUGAAGCCAAACUCCAGAAGCUAGCAUAUGGAAUUAUGAAGCCUGAGAAUGAGGCUUGUGCUGUAGUUGUCCAGGGUAAAUCUUCUUUCUGCCAUGAUUCACGACGUUUGAACGGUAUUGCACGCGCUAAAGUCAGGCAACUCAGAUGUUUAGGAUUUUCAGUCAUUCAAGUGCCCUAUUUUGAGGCCAACCACUUCUCCAGACUGUUGGAAGAAAUUCUUGGCUCAUCGCUACGACUGCAGUAAUCUUAUGUCCGUUUCCUCAGUUGCAAGAAAGUAAGAGACAAGCAUCAUAAUCACAUUUUAUUUUUGCCCCAAGAUACUACAGCAGCAAGGAUAGUUGAAGAGAAAACGCAUGCCCCCAAUUAAUUGUCAGCAUACUCCGCUACCAAAUCACUUGGAAAACAGUUGUGUCAACCUCAUAAACAUGAUGCUAAUGUGCAUGACAAAACAGCAGAAAAAUUGUGCUGUCAGUUGACUGAAUUCUGUCUAUACAAAUGAAUUAAAAGCAUGAUGAGUUUAAAGAAAACAUCUUUAAGAGGCAAAGCUGUGACAAUCACGUUAUCAGAGAUGGACUGUCAAUGGCUGCUUUUCUGUUGUUCUUGGAUUUAGCCACCACUUGCUUCUGCAGUGCACGGAGCUUGUUCUGUGGAAGAGCAGCAUGUGUUAAACAUAUCAUCUAAAACAAGACCCAAACAGGUUCCAUUCUCUGCAUGUCCGCUUUAUUGCGCGUCACAAUUGUCCAGAUUGGUUUAUGCGUUGAAGAGAAAAAAAUGGUUACUUCUGCCUGGAAUGCAAAGACCCGCCAAAAUGUGCCAUUUUCUCUAGUCCUUUUUCUUGUCAGCUCCGUGUCGCAGGUUUAUUCUGUCAGUGUAAGUCCACAACUUAUUUCUUUAUUCAUUUAUCUAGAUAUAUGCACUCUCGGUUAUUCAGUGUUGAACAAAAAAAUUAAUGCAUUCGAUGAUAUGUACGGGGCAAUACGCAACAAUUUAAUUUAAAUGUAAUGCAAUUUAGAAACUGAUCACUCAACUAUUAGGUGGCUUUAUGCUUGUUCCUUAGAUUCCUUUUUUGCAUAUUGCCUAGGAUAUUUCCAGCAAAGCACAAGUGCACUUAAAAGCGAGCGACCAGCAACACAGGACGGUGGAGCACCUGGUGGAUUUAUCGUGCAUCAUGAAUACAGUGGGCGUGUAGGUGCUUAAAGUGCAAAAACUAAUUUGUAUAGUUGACUACCACGGUGUAUCUCAUCUUUUCCCACGCAUCUUGCCAUGAGGGCUGGGGCAAGAUGAGAUGAUCCGCAUUUUAUAAUUUCUCGCUCCGUGCUUAUUUUAGAACCAGUUAAAAAUUGCAUAUUCAAUCGCAAAUUUCUGUCUCAUCUUGCCCCAGUAAGACUCUUAUGACACAACAGCAUGUUAAAUGAUGAUGUCACACGCUUGCAGACAAGAGUAUUUCACCUGGGACUGCAUAAAAACAUCAUCCCCUGGCUGGUAUAUGUACAAUAUUACCUAAAUUAUUUGCGCAAUAACUGAGGCGACAGAUGACAAAGCUCUACUCGCAUCAGAAGAGCUUCAUGUUUUGUAGUCUUAGUUUCAAUCCCAUGUAGUCGCCAUAACAGCCACUAGGAAUGAAAUGAAUCCUUCCCUGGUUAAUGCUGUUGGUUCUGGAAACACAACGAGGAGCUUAUCUGUGGCCCACGUUCGGCCCCAGGAUUACUCUCGAGCAACCUUGCUUUCUGCUCGGCAAAGAGCGUCAAAU